AUGAGCAGCACUGUCAGCCAAUGCACAUCAUGCCCAGAUAUAGCUUAUAUCCCUUUAUAGAUUUCUUUAUCGAGCGAAAUGUACUGGAUUAUUGAACGACCAAGAGAGACUCUAUUAAAGGAACGGGCUGGAUAUCUAUAUCAGGAAGUGCUAAAAAGUGACAUGUCAAAAAAUGGUGACAAGUCUGAAAAAAGUUGACAAGUAAACGCGCCAAUUUUUAAAAUGGAUUUAUUAUUAAAAUAAUUUUUUAAACUUAAGAUAUUUUAAUUUUAAUCAAAAUUUAAUUAGGCUAAGUACACAUCAUAUGAGUCGAUAAGAACCAUUUUUUGACAUGCCACUUUUUAGCACUUCCUGAUAUAGAUAUCCAGCCCGUUCCUUUAAUAGAGUUCUCUUGGUCGUUCACUAAUCCAGUACAUUUCGCUCGAUAAAGAAAUCUAUAAAGGGGUAUGAGCUAUAUAAAUUGCAAAAUUUGCGAAGACAGAGGAAGUGGGAACACUUGCCUUGGAUGCUCUAAAGAAUUGAGAUUAAUCUCUCCAUUAAAUAUAAAGAAAACUUCUUGUUGUGGUGAUGGAAAAUAUGUUAGCUCUACCCAGGUGGAAUGCGCAAAUUGCGCUGAUCCGAAUUGUAAUUUUUGUGAAGACCGCGGAAGUGGGGAUUAUUGUCUCAAGUGCUAUAAUCUCUUUUCUAUCACAACAAUUGCCAAAAUAAAGAAAACCUCUUGCUGCUCAUCUAAGCUAUACUGAAAUAAUUAUAGCCAUUCUUGCGAGGAUUGUGAUUCAAAAUGCUCAGAAUGCACUGACUCAAAAACUAAUUGUCUUACAUGUGUAGAUCAAAUCAAUAUGAGCAGCCCUCCAGCCUGUGAGUGUCCAAGCAAUAUGUAUUUUGACGGAAGCUCCUCAUGUAAUCCUUGUGAACAAAAUUCAGCUGAUAAUUCUUAUUUUUGUGGAAAUCAGACAGAAAAAACGUGCAAAAGUUCUAAGGUUGGCUUUAAUUUGGGCUUUAAUGACAAUAAAAUUAUCGUUAAUUUUGCAUCAAAAUUAAAGAGAGAUUUACAGAAAAAAUUUUUUAUUGUUAAGUUUUUGAAUGAAACUACUUAUGAUACAGAAAAUUGUACUUUGAUAAAAAUAAAUGAGACACGCUAUGAAAUCGAAACAAGCAUUAAGGACUGCGACUUACCUAUCUUUGUUAACCUGACUUUUGGAUUUAGCUAA
Messenger RNA from Blepharisma stoltei, 1211 nucleotides. The record is from the annotation of a GenBank genome assembly. NCBI's taxonomy places the organism in Eukaryota, Ciliophora, Heterotrichea, Heterotrichida, Blepharismidae.